Mercurialis annua (annual mercury) is the source of this 1962-nucleotide messenger RNA. Its product is annotated as synaptotagmin-2-like. Lineage: Eukaryota; Viridiplantae; Streptophyta; Magnoliopsida; Malpighiales; Euphorbiaceae. The record is from RefSeq and is a predicted model, not a curated record. Bases 163 to 1779 code for a protein of 538 amino acids. Gene Ontology annotation, molecular function: lipid binding. Gene Ontology annotation, cellular component: endoplasmic reticulum. The transcript has 12 exons.
GAAUUUGAUUGCACAUUGCGUGAUCUGAAAAACCGAGAAAAUUCCAUAUAAAAACCAAACCUGAGAAUAUGAAUUCUUUUCUUCAUCAUCUCCUACAUUUUUCAUCUUCUUCUUGAUCACAUCACAUAAAUUUCAGAAUUCAAAUUCUAAUAUACACAAAACAUGGGGUUAGUGAGUACCAUAUUAGGAAUUAGUGGAUUUGGAGUCGGAAUUUCCACCGGACUUGUCAUCGGUUAUUUCCUCUUCAUUUAUUUUCAGCCCUCCGAUGUUAAGGAUCCUGUGAUUCGUCCGUUGGUUGAGGAAGACUCUGAAACUUUGCAACGGAUGCUUCCAGAGAUACCCUUAUGGGUCAAGAAUCCAGAUUAUGAUCGCAUUGAUUGGAUAAAUAAGCUUAUUGAGUAUAUGUGGCCUUACCUCGACAAGGCCAUUUGUAAGACUGCCAAGAAUAUUGCAACUCCCAUAAUCGCUGAGCAGAUUCCCAAAUAUAAGAUUGAGUCGGUUGAAUUUGAAGAACUUACGUUAGGGACCCUACCACCAAGUUUCUCCGGAAUGAAAGUUUAUGUUACCGAUGAGAAAGAGCUGAUCAUGGAACCCAGCUUGAAAUGGGCUGGAAAUCCUAAUGUUACUGUUGCUGUUAAAGCAUAUGGGAUGAAAGCAACUGUUCAGGUGGUGGAUCUGCAAGUUUUUGCCCUACCGCGAAUAACACUGAAGCCAUUGGUUCCGAGUUUUCCUUGUUUUGCUACAAUCUAUGUUUCUCUCAUGGAGAAGCCACAUGUUGACUUUGGACUAAAGCUAUUAGGAGCUGAUCUUAUGUCAAUACCUGGCCUAUACAGGCUUGUCCAGGAGAUAAUCAAAGAUCAGGUGGCCAAUAUGUAUCUAUGGCCUAAAACUCUUGAAGUACCAGUCAUGGAUCCUACAAAAGCCUUUAGGAGGCCUGUGGGAAUUCUAAACUUGAAAGUUUUAAGGGCAAUAAAGCUAAAGAAGAAGGAUCUGCUGGGUGCAUCAGAUCCUUAUGUGAAAAUAAAGUUGACUGAGGAUAAGCUACCAUCUAAGAAGACGACAGUAAAACACAAAAACUUAAAUCCAGAAUGGAAUGAGGAAUUUAAUUUGGUUGUUAAAGAUCCGGAGACCCAGGCUAUAGAGUUUCAUGUGUAUGAUUGGGAACAGGUUGGCAAGCAUGAUAAGAUGGGUAUGAACGUAGUUCCUUUAAAAGAACUUACUCCGGAGGAGCCAAAAAUUAUGACCCUUGACCUUCUUAAAAGUAUGGACUUAAAUGAUCCUCAAAAUGAAAAAUUACGCGGGCAGUUGGAGGUAGAACUUACAUACAAACCUUUUAAAGAGGAGGAUAUGCCCAAAGCUUUUGAAGAGUCGAAUACAGUGCAGAAGGCUCCUGAAGGAACCCCUGCUAGUGGAGGUUUGCUUGCAGUGAUUAUUCAUGAGGCGCAGGAUGUUGAAGGAAAGCAUCAUACUAAUCCUUAUGUACGGCUUAUUUUUAGAGGGGAGGAGAGGAAGACUAAGACGAUCAAGAAGAACAGAGAUCCAAGAUGGGAAGAAGAGUUUCAGUUUACAUUGGAUGAGCCUCCUGUUAAUGAUAGGCUGCAUGUGGAAGUUGUCAGCACCUCAGCAAGGAACUUGCUGCACACAAAGGAAUCUCUGGGUUAUGUGGACAUUAGUCUUGGAGAUGUUGUGAGUAAUAAGAGACUCAAUGAGAAAUACCAUCUUAUAGACUCGAAGAAUGGUCGAAUUCAAAUUGAGUUGCAGUGGAGAACAGCUUCGUGAGCUUUAUUCAUUAUUCUGUUCUUUCAUAUUUGCUUCUUUUAUUUGGGGAUUUUGGUCUGUAGGUGAAGAAUACGUCCUGCGUCUUUGUUCCGAAACUUCACCUAUUUGUUUUGUUGCUUCUGUAAAUGGUUACCGUAAAAUAAAACGAAUCACACGAAAAUAAUUUAUAACUUUUUUGGUAUU